This is a messenger RNA of Thalassophryne amazonica, 1855 nucleotides long. It is a transcript of the gene sv2, whose product is annotated as synaptic vesicle glycoprotein 2. The record is from RefSeq and is a predicted model, not a curated record. Gene Ontology annotation, molecular function: transmembrane transporter activity. The transcript has 11 exons. Bases 211 to 1524 code for a protein of 437 amino acids. Gene Ontology annotation, biological process: transmembrane transport. Gene Ontology annotation, cellular component: membrane. Lineage: Eukaryota; Metazoa; Chordata; Actinopteri; Batrachoidiformes; Batrachoididae.
UAUGUAAAACCAGCUUGGUUAUGAGUCAGUGAAAUUACAUGACCACUAACUUCUGCCUUUGUUUAUUCACAUGUUUGAGGUUUUGGUUUAUUCCACUGGCUGCUGUUGCUGACAUGUGGAUGGGCCAAUGCCAGCGACGCCGUGGAGAUCCUCUGUGUGUCUUUUAUCCUGCCAACAGCACGCUGUGAUCUGCUGUUAAGCACUUCAGACAUGGGGCUGCUGACCGCCAGCGUUUUUCUCGGUAUGAUGGUUGGUGGAUAUGUGUGGGGCUAUCUGGCUGACCAGAGGGGGCGCUGUAGUGUCUUGGCCAUAUCCCUAACAAUCAAUGGGCUGUUUGGAGGUCUGGCCAGCAUGGCUCCAUGGUUCUGGCUUUUCCUCCUAAUGCGGAUUAUCAGUGGUGUUGGGGUUGGUGGCUCACUCCCUGUGAUCUUCUCCUACUUCUCAGAGUUUAUGCCUCGCUUGAGGAGAGGUGCUAUGAUCAGCUGCUUAGCCACCUUUUGGAUGGCAGGAAACAUCAUGGCUGCAGGCAUGGCGUGGUUAGUGAUUCCAAGUACCUCUGCACAUUUUUCCCUGGGGAGCCUAGACUUCCAGAGCUGGAGAGUGUUUGUAAUACUGUGCUCCAUUCCCAGCCUCACCUCAGCACUCCUUUUCAAGCUGCUGAUGCCUGAAAGCCCCAAGUUCCUCAUGGAGAUUGGCAAGGAGAAAGAGGCGAUCCAUGUUUUCCAUGUGAUGUUUAAGAUCAACACAAUGGGACAAAACAAAACCUUUCCGGAAAUUGGUUUAUGUACAAACUCAAAGCAACAAGGAAGUUUGAAAGAUGGAAUGCAGUGUUCACGUUGUCAGCAAAUCAUCAGUAUUUUUUAUUUGGGAUUUCUACCCAUUAUAAAGCUGUUUAAUGGACCACUCAAAUCCAGGAGCAUUGUGCUGCUCAUUAUCUUCUACUGCAUUUCUUUUGGUUACUAUGGCCUGUGGAUGUGGUUCCCAGAGCUGUUUGACAGAAUUGAAAAUGAUGGCUCCCCUUGUGCCAAUGUAUCCCUGCCAUCUCCACUGCACAACCAAAGCUGCUACCCAGUCAAGACAGCAGUGUACAUCGAGGGCUUCAUCAUUGCUUUGUCAAACUUACCAGGAAACAUCUUCACCAUCCUGGUGAUGGACCACACCGGAGGAAAGCUGCUGCUCUCUUGCAGUCUGGUGGUGUCCAGUCUGAGUGUCUUCUUCAUUUAUUUGGUUCAAACCAAAAACCAAAGUCUGGUGCUGUCUUGCAUAUUCAGUGGAGUGUCUGUCAUCUCCUGGAAUGCCCUGGAUGUGAUGGGAACAGAGCUCUACCCAACCCAUCUACGGUCAUCUGCACUUGGCUUUUUCACAGGUGUGGGGCGAGUGGCGGCGAUCACGGGUAAUCUAGUGUUUGGGAAGCUGGUGGACACGAGCUGCGCUGUGCCCAUCCUGCUAGUGUCCGUGCUGCUGCUGACUGGAGGACUGGUGUCGGUUGUUCUUCCACAAACCAGACAGACAGCACUGACUUGACGGCAUAAUCCUGAGCUUUUCAGCUGCACAAAACACAUUUUUGUCAAGUCCUUGUGGAGACAAAAGGAUGGCUGCCUUUGAGGUUUUGUCUGUGAAUGUCUCAGUAGGUUCUUUUUUUUUAUUCUACAUCUCUUUGUGCCUUUUCUGUUUCUUCUGUGAAAAUGUCACAAGAGCGUGUCUCUCCGCCUACACAGAGAUUUCAUCAGAGUGGAAGGAAAAGCUGCUCAAUAUUGUAAACUCCCAAGAAUUGAAACCCAGACAUGUGUCAGAAGCUCGAGGACAUCUCUUAAAAAAAAAAAAAAAAAAAAGAUGGAUUCAUCAAAUUAUUGUU